Messenger RNA from Drosophila serrata, 1366 nucleotides. Its product is annotated as serine/threonine-protein phosphatase 2A activator. Gene Ontology annotation, molecular function: peptidyl-prolyl cis-trans isomerase activity; protein tyrosine phosphatase activator activity. Gene Ontology annotation, biological process: mitotic spindle organization. Lineage: Eukaryota; Metazoa; Arthropoda; Insecta; Diptera; Drosophilidae. Gene Ontology annotation, cellular component: protein phosphatase type 2A complex; cytoplasm; nucleus. The record is from RefSeq and is a predicted model, not a curated record.
UGUUGACUACAUAGUAAUCAUUUCUGGGGACUUUAAAAAUAUACAAAAACAAUAAAACAAAGCUAAACAAUAAAAAAACGUUAAUUUAAUUUGAGAAAUGGAACAGAAAUGGGAUGCACACGCCGCGCAGGCUUCCGCCUUUUUUAUGAAAUCCAGCACCGGAGUCACUUGCCGCGUUCUAGCCACCUCGGACAUCGAUCUGUGGCAGACCUCGGAGGCCUUCUUCACCUUGAUCACAUACCUAAACGACCUCAGCACCGAGAUCCAGGGAGUCCUUGGCACAGCCGACUUUCCCGUAAGCGAGAACAUACGUCGUUUGACGACCAUUUUUGACAAACUGGACGCAAUAAUCAACACGAGUCCGCCGGCUCCCCAAGUCGUCGAUACCUUGGCCAGUGCUUCGCUGGAUCUGGGGAACAAGGGCUACCGGCGGUUUUCACGGAGCAUGCAUAGGGACAUCUACCAGAUACUGGAGGGAGCGCUGCCAACGACGAAGUGCCGCUACGUGAACGAGCUGGGACACUACCUGUCGGGGGCCUUUGGCAGCGCCACAAAGAUCGAGUACGGGACGGGGCACGAGAUGAGCUUCCUGUUCUUCAUGUGCGGCCUGUUCGAGGCGAAGAUUUUGCGCCGGAGUGUGGAUCUGGCCUCCUCCGGCUUGAUCCUGUUCGAUCGGUAUCUGAAGUUCGUGCGCCGGAUGCAGGUCACCUACUCGGUGGUGUCGGCGAACAGCCAAGGAGCCUAUGCCUUGGACAAGUUUCAGUUCGUGCCGUACAUCUGGGGAGCCGCUCAGCUGUGCUACAACGCUCCGUUCUCCCCCCAGAAAAUGCUCGACAAGGAUACCAUGGAGCAGUACAAGGAGUACAUGCUGAUCGACUGUGUGCGUCAUGUGGCAGAAACAGAAGUUGGCCCCUUUGCCCGCCACUCCAGUCAGCUCUGGAGCCUGGCGGCCCUGUCCUCAUGGACGAAGAUCCAUCGCGGUCUUAUGUUCAUGUACAUGGAGGACAUCCUUCUGGACUUUGAUGUGCUAAGUACACUGGGCUUCGGUGAACUGAUGUCCUUCGAGAAGGCAAAAUCUGGCCGACAGCUGGGACAUGCCCGCCUGGGAGUAAUGUCCCCACUGAGCUGCCAACAGUCCUCCUCAAGUUCGAAGAUUGACUUGGCCGCAGCGGAUAAUGUCUACAGCGAUGCCCUGUCCAACAGCGGAUUGUCCAUGGGCAGUGCCUGCUCAUCGCUCAGCGGCGUCAAUAUCCACCUGCCCACUUGGAUAGAAGAGGAGUCGCCCAAUUAGCAAUAGUUGUAUCCAGUUUUGUGAACAACAAAUUAAAUUAUGUUCGGUCUGCCGCAACGUCGUCUUAAAGUUUUA